Messenger RNA from Cooperia oncophora, 906 nucleotides. NCBI's taxonomy places the organism in Eukaryota, Metazoa, Nematoda, Chromadorea, Rhabditida, Trichostrongylidae. The record is from the annotation of a GenBank genome assembly.
AUGACUGUAAACUACAAUCUUUCCGUAUCCACAUCGCGUCCGUGGACAUUCAUUCGACUUUUCUUCAGAUGGAAAGGAUCUGUAUGGAAGGCAGUUUGGAUGCAAUAUUUUAUAUGGCUUGGGUUAUUCGCUUUUGUAAGUAUGAUAUAUCGCUUCGCACUCAGCGAACGGCAGCGAGAGGCGUUUACCUGCCUUGUCGAUUUCACUAACUCCCGACUUUCAUAUAUUCCACUUGAUCUGAUGCUUGGCUUUUUCGUGGCUGGUGUAUUGAAGCGAUUUUGGUAUCUCUACAAUAUUAUCGGAUUUAUGGAUAACAUCGCCUUGAUGACUGCAUUAUACGUACGAGGCACCAACGAAAGAGCUCGCCAAUACCGUCGUAAUAUCGUGCGAUACUGCCAGCUCACUCAGGUCCUUGUUUUCCGUGAUUUGUCAAUGAAAUGUCGUAAGCGUUUCCCGACGCUCGAUACCGUUGCUGCAGCAGGGUUUAUGAUGCCACAUGAGAAAGAGAACUUCGACGGAAUACAGUACAACUAUAACAAGUACUUUUUACCGUUCAAUUGGGCAUGGGCCUUGAUUUAUCGAGCGAGAAAGGAGGGACUAAUUGAGAGCGACUACUAUGUCACUAUACUUUCCGAGGAAGUGAAAAAGUUUCGUACUGACUUGGCAUGGUUGUGUAAUUAUGACUGGGUACCGUUGCCGAUGAUUUAUCCGACAAUUGUCUGUCUAGCCGUACACACCUACUUUUUGGUAGGAGUAAUCGCUAGACAAUAUGUCGAAGGUUCAGUUUACGAAAGCGAUAUGAUAGAUAUGGUCUUUCCAUUCAUGACCAGCAUUCAAUUUGUGCUCUAUAUGGGAUGGUUGAAGGUCGCCGAGGCGUUGCUCAACGCCCGUUGGCGUGAAGACUGA